Messenger RNA from Octopus sinensis (East Asian common octopus), 709 nucleotides. RefSeq lists its product as uncharacterized. The transcript has 3 exons. NCBI's taxonomy places the organism in Eukaryota, Metazoa, Mollusca, Cephalopoda, Octopoda, Octopodidae. Bases 218 to 709 code for a protein of 163 amino acids. The record is from RefSeq and is a predicted model, not a curated record.
AUUUAACCAAUGUUCGUGUUAGUGGUCAAUCUGGGAAUCUUUUGAAUGAUUUACUGGGCUUUGACGAACAGUUUCUAAUUCCUGACAAUACGAAAAAAUCAGAGUCGACUCCUGAUAACAUUUUGGAUGAUUCUUUGGUAUUAUGUGAGUUUAAUAUUAGUUUUUUAAUACAUUCGACCCUCAGAGUUCACAUAUUGAGCCGUCCUCCCUCAAUUUAAUGGGAGAUUUUGGGUCAAACAUGGACGAGUUGGUUGAUCCGCCUCCCUACAGUCACGACGACUCAAUGUUCAUGUCAGUAAAGGCACAAAGCCAAGUUCAAAGGACCAAUUAUUCUUGGAGUUGUAAAGUGAGUUCAGGGUGUCUACGAAUGGAUGUUUUCUGGAGUAGAGGGGAAGCUAUUAUUGCCAAAGUGGAUAUUUUUGGAAGUUCAGCACAGCAGUUGGUGUUUAAAAACGUGUCAGUCUCAGAAAAUAGUUUUGGGCUAAUUGUACCGUUUCAACCUCAAGUUAUAUCAAACUCACACAAUCACGUGUCUUUUGAGACAGCAAUCAGUUUUCAGCAAUGUUUUAUGGCAAAAUCUCCGACUUUAAUCUACCCAAAGGUACUUUUUUGGACAAUUGAGAUAGUUUGUGGUCAAUAUGAACCAAGGAGUUAUCCAGACGUUAGUACACGGGGCAGUUUUGUUCGCCCCGAGUGGAAAUUUGGCUAA